CUAUUAUGUAAUUAUAGUAAUACUUUUAAAAUUCCAUUACGUUUUCAUAAAGUGAUGACGUAAAACGAAACGAUAAUUGACAUUCAUGACGGUGUGUUGUGACGUUUGAGUUGUUGUGAUCGUGAUAUAACCUAUAACCACUGUAACCAGCUACAUUGCUACCUCAACUUUAAUAGCGUCAUGUGAUUAUCCCAAAAUAAAACAAAUGUAACAAACAAACGUUAAAAUCUGCAAUGAAUUGAAAUUCACUCUGGAUCACGUAACUGAAAAAAUAUUAAUCGAAUAAAAUCUUAUGUAACGUCAGACUGAAGGAUACUGUAACGCACAAUAUUUGCAUAGAAGUUCAAACAGAAAGAGUGAGUUUCGGCAGUGCGUAGAAUUGGCGCGAAAGGCUGAUGUUAGAACGACCGUCAUUGAGAAAUGCAGGGAGCGAGAGCGAGGCGAGCGCGGCGCCGCCUCAUCAGUCUCUACGCGGCACGUGAACACACUGCACGGUCGCUCACAGCGGUCAAGGGCAAACUUACGCGAGCACAUUUUCCCACAAUUAUUACAUAAAUUUGUGCCAUAAGAUGUUACCGUGGGUUCAAGUUACUCUUAUGCUAUGUGCUGUCGGCCUGCUUCGGGAGAUUCGACCGUCAGAGCCUUUCGUUUCCGAAUUUCUUUUGGGAGAGUGGAGGAACAUAACUGAGGAACAACUAAACAGAGAUGUGUACCCUGUAGGGACAUACUGCUACCUGGGGCUGCUUGUUGUGGUCUUCCUCAUCACAGAUUUCCUGAGAUUCAAGCCUGUCAUUGUGUUGUCUGGUUUAAGUGGUAUAGCAGUAUACGCCAUCUUGCUUUGGACAACGAGUCUAGAAUGGCUGCAGGCGUCCCAAUUCUUCUACGGUCUCUACAUGGCCACGGAAGUCGCUUACUACACUUAUAUUUACGCAAAGGUGGACCCAGCAAAAUACCCCAGGGUAUCCUCAUAUACCCGUAUCGCAGCGCUGUCAGGUCGGUUCCUGUCCGGAGUCAGCUCACAACUACUCACACACUUCGGGGUCAUGGACUACAGGGAUCUCAAUUACAUCACCUUCGCAGCUCAGAUCAUGGCGACAUUCUGGGCGUUGUGGCUGCCCACCGUGCAGUACGGCAUCUACUUCCAUCGGAAGACCUCCACUGGAAACCCCCCGUUAGAUAAAGAUCUACAUCCAUCUAAUGGGCACUUACUACGGUCUAACAUGGUAGAAGCCUCCACUUUGAUAGCACGGCACGCGCGCUCAGCGUACACCAGACCCAAGGUGCUAGCCUGGUCUGCAUUGUACGCAGUCGCCCUCGCACUAUUCGUACAAGCUCAGAUCUAUAUGCAGUUGCUAUGGAAACAGAUACAAGAGGACACUGAUUCGCCGGUGGCCUACAAUGGUGCAGUGGAAGCGGUGCAAACUCUUUUAGGUGCGGGAGGUGCAUUCAUAGCUUCGAUGUAUUCUUCAGCCGGAGUACCAGCUCCCGUAGCGGCCGUGCAAGGAGUCGCAGUAUUCCUAGCCACCUUCGUGAACAACGUCUUCGUGUCGUACGCCGGGUACAUUGUGAUGGGCAUGCUGUUCCAUUAUUCCAUUACUUUGGCCAGUGCAAAAAUAGCGGGUCAGUUAAGCGACGAGAGUUGCUUCGGCCUAAUAUUUGGUAUCAACACCCUCAUUGGUACGGGACUGCAGUCCAUACUCACACUAGUCCUCAUACAAACCCUGAAGCUACCGAUAGCUUCCCAAUACUUCGCUAUCAGUGGCCUAUACCUUCUACUCGCAUCUAUAUGGCUCCUUGGCUGGAUGAUCAACAUGUGCCGCCAAAAACGAAGUAUUAACGUCGACAACCAGUAUUGAUAUGCAAUAUAACCAUAUUGCACGGAUUUAUUAACAUUAACUUUAUUUUUAAAGGCUGUCUAGUUUUUUAUGAAGCGUAACGAGAAGUUAUGUAACCUUUUUAACAUAUCCUCUGGGUUAGUAAGUAGUUGUACAUUAAUGAAACAAAAAAUUAAUUGACUUAACGCCUCGUUGUGUUUCGUUUGCUACCUACUACGAAGCUCUAGAUCGCGGAGUAUAGAAAUUAAGAGUAUAGGGAAAAUCCUUGCAAUAAGCAAAUGCAAUCACUGUACGCAAAAGGAAGACUUAGAUUUUAUUUUAUUUAAAGGGGUUAUAUACAAUGACUAUCUUUAUAAAAGUACGUAUUGUUACUCCAUUUACUGAGUUUAAUUUCACUUAAAAAUAGAAAAAUAUAAAUAAACACGCGAAAAGGUUUAGUUCAUUCAAGAAAACAUUUUACUCUUGCUUCUGAGGUGUUUGCUGUAUUUAACUUUAUGUCAGUCAGACGUGACAGUUAGUACUCCUUGCUUCUAGACUCCAUGGUUUAAGGCUGUUUUCCCGCGUAAAUAUUUGACAGAUAUUUUUUUUGAAGACGGCGGAUUUUACUCUUACCUAACACCUGUAUGUUUGCCUAUUCAUUCAGUUAUUAUUAUUUCGCGAUCAGGUGUAAGGGUAUGUUAUUUUCAAUCCAGAUUUAGUGCCUUCAUAACAGUACGUAACUUAUCAAAAGAAAGAAUACAUAAUUAAUGCAUGGUCAAAUAUUAUAUUCAUCUUUCAACGAUUCAGAUAUUAUUUAAUAAUAUUGUUGACUACCAUCUGCCUGGUUGACGCGAUUUUAUUGGAUUGACCCCCAGGUAGGAGACUAUCACUGACUAUGUCAAGAUUUUUGCAAUAAAUUAACUAUUUACACAGAGUGUAGUGUAAUGUACCCACGCCGGCUUAAAUAGCGUUGUUACGAACUUUAUUUUUUGUGUAUGUAGAUAAUGUAGUGUAUGACACUUCACAAGCACAUGCAUAACUUUUUUAUUUAUUUAUAAUAUUGCAAAGGUACUUACGUUUUUUGUUGUUUAACUAAAAUAAGUUUAUUUAUUUAUUUUCCAAAGGUUCCAGUUGCGUGUAGGGUGAAACAACUGUGUAAUAGGACAUCACAUUUAGUUUUCAAAAAUGGCUGUGAAAUUUUCCUGAUAAAAAGUUUUUGUAUGUAUUCAUGUUUUUUUUUUUGUACAUAAGGCAAAUGGACUUGCAGAUUAUUUAACAAAAACUGUCAUGAAACUCAUAUUAGUUUUUUUGUAAAUUGGAAAAAAUGUGACAUAGAUAAAAGUCUUAUUGUACUUAUUAUAAAAUUAUACUAAAUUGAACAAAAUUUUAUUUAGAAUAAAAUUUUACCUUAAUUAGGGUUAGACCCAAUUUGAUGGACAAAGAGAGAAAAAAAUAGCAAAUUUUGUAUUUUGAAAUUAACUGUUGCCUGUUAACCAAACUCAUUUGUUUAAAGUAUACGUGCUCAAGGUUUUUUUUUUAAGUAUUUUGUACAAUUUCUGUCCAAGUGAGUGAUAUAGGAAACUGAAAUGGUAUUGACACAAAUGUUUUAUACAGAAACAGUAAUUUCAAUGUCCUUGCAAAAUUUUAUCAACUUUCAAUGAUUUUAUUUAUAGAUUAUUUAAAAUGUAAUUUAUUUAUUUACUUACAAAUACACUAGAAAAAAUCUAAUGUUAUUUAUUUAAUAUGUAUCUAUAAGUUAUUUAGUUAUAGUUAUAGAACAACCUUAUGUCACAUUAUUUUUUUGGUGAUAAGCUAAGACUUGUUUUUAAUUAUUUAAUACUUAGAAAUUAUGUGUUUAAUAUUUAGUUAUUUAUUUAUUACUGUAACAGUUGCUUUUCUUUUCAUUCUCAAGUUUAAUGUGCGUAAAGUUUAUUAUAUAAUGCUAUUUUAUAUAGCUCUACCCUAGGACCAACAAAUAUAUUUUUAUUAUUACACAAAACUUUGUUUUAAUUUAUUUUUGUUUAAAACUUAUCUAAUGUGUUCUACAUUGGACACGGAAUGAAACUGAUACAAAUAGUUUUAUCACUUUAUUCUUAUAUUUACAUUAAUUUUGUCAUAAUAUAGAGAAAAUAAAAUUAACAAUGAUAUGUGGACAAAUAACAUGGAAUGUCUUACAACACGUUUUAACAUUUUAUAAAUAUAGUGUCAAUAAAUCCUCAGCAUGUAGAAUAUACUUCAGCUCACAACCUUAAAGAUACUUGAAAUAAAUUUCCCCAAACCACCAUAAACUCAUGGCAAUAUAUUAACUAUGUACAAUUUUCACACAACUUAAUAGCUAACUAUGUUACGCAUAUUGCAUCGACGUCGGCCUGGUUUUUAGAUACACGUAUACGCAAAUUAACAGAAAUAUUACCGCGAAAGUAGGUAAAACAACUGUGUGUAUUUGUUGGCGCAUUUUAGCAAACUCCUGCUUUCUCUCUCGCUUUUGUCUCGCGGUUUCCUUCACUGCACCUUUAAGCUUCCUCAUGGUUGUGCUGGAAAAUAAAAUUACACAUACUCAUAGAAUAUUGUAGAACUUUGCCACGUCCAAUUAUGUGUACAUAUCAAUAUUGUUUUUAGAUCACAUGACGACCAAAACGUAAACAUUCGUCUUAUAAGAUAAAACUUCAAUAUCAACGUUAUAUAUCCAGCUACCUUUAAACGAGGACACUAGUCUAAGAACUUCUUAAUUUAAUAUGUGAAUUAUUUUUCGUACAAUACUAUAAAAAAUUUGCCGAAAACACACGUCACACCGCAAGACGUCAGUGUGAUAGAUAGAGUCCGUCUCACGAAAGAAGUCCCG
This is a messenger RNA of Spodoptera exigua (beet armyworm), 4656 nucleotides long. The record is from the annotation of a GenBank genome assembly. NCBI's taxonomy places the organism in Eukaryota, Metazoa, Arthropoda, Insecta, Lepidoptera, Noctuidae.